AUGAAAGACUUCUUCAAUUCUCUCAAGAUGCAGAUCUUCGUAAAGACUCUCACCGGAAAGACAAUCACUCUCGAAGUCGAGAGCUCAGAUACCAUUGACAACGUAAAGGCGAAAAUCCAAGACAAGGAAGGGAUUCCCCCAGACCAACAAAGGCUUAUCUUCGCCGGAAAGCAGCUAGAAGACGGCCGCACCUUGGCCGAUUACAACAUCCAAAAGGAAUCAACUCUUCACCUUGUUCUUAGAUUAAGAGGAGGGAUGCAAAUCUUCGUCAAAACUCUCACCGGAAAAACUAUCACCUUGGAAGUCGAAAGCUCUGACACCAUCGACAACGUCAAAGCUAAAAUCCAAGACAAGGAAGGGAUCCCACCAGAUCAACAGAGGUUGAUCUUCGCCGGUAAACAGCUUGAAGACGGCCGCACCCUCGCCGACUACAACAUCCAGAAAGAGUCCACCCUCCAUCUUGUCCUCCGCCUCCGUGGUGGCAUGCAGAUUUUCGUCAAGACUCUCACCGGUAAAACAAUCACCUUGGAAGUGGAAAGCUCUGACACCAUCGAUAAUGUCAAAGCUAAAAUCCAAGACAAAGAAGGUAUUCCCCCAGAUCAGCAACGACUUAUCUUUGCCGGAAAACAGCUUGAAGAUGGCCGGACCUUGGCUGACUACAACAUCCAAAAGGAAUCCACCCUCCAUCUCGUCCUCCGUCUCCGUGGAGGUAUGCAGAUCUUCGUGAAGACCUUGACCGGAAAAACCAUCACCUUGGAAGUGGAAAGCUCUGACACCAUUGACAACGUCAAAGCUAAAAUUCAAGACAAGGAAGGUAUUCCCCCAGACCAGCAACGUCUUAUCUUCGCCGGAAAACAGCUCGAGGACGGCCGGACAUUGGCGGACUAUAACAUCCAGAAGGAGUCUACCCUCCAUCUUGUCCUCCGUCUCCGUGGUGGUAUGCAGAUCUUUGUGAAGACCUUGACCGGAAAAACAAUUACCCUGGAAGUUGAAAGCUCCGACACCAUUGAUAACGUGAAAGCGAAAAUUCAAGAUAAGGAAGGGAUCCCACCAGACCAGCAGAGGCUUAUCUUCGCCGGAAAACAGUUGGAGGACGGGCGGACGUUGGCGGACUACAACAUCCAGAAGGAGUCGACACUUCAUCUGGUUCUCCGGCUCCGUGGUGGGAUGCAGAUAUUUGUGAAGACGUUGACUGGAAAGACGAUUACAUUGGAGGUUGAGAGCUCUGACACGAUUGAUAAUGUGAAAGCGAAGAUUCAGGAUAAGGAAGGAAUCCCACCGGAUCAGCAGCGGUUGAUCUUUGCAGGGAAGCAGUUGGAGGAUGGUCGUACGCUUGCUGAUUAUAAUAUUCAGAAGGAGUCGACUUUGCAUUUGGUUCUCCGACUUCGUGGUGGGGUUUUUUAGGGUUCUUUUGUUGGGUAUGGCAGUCUUGUGAUGAUGAUGAUGUUGGUUUUCUUUUUAUGUUUAUGGAUUGAUGCUGUUGGUUGAUGUAUGAACAGUUCUUUGUGGUUUAUGGGUUGUGUUUAGCCUUUUAGGCUCUUUGCUUCUUUGAAAUCACAUUUAAUAAAAAAUAACAAAUUGGUCAAAAUUAUUGUGGUUAUUGUU
This is a messenger RNA of Lactuca virosa, 1605 nucleotides long. The record is from the annotation of a GenBank genome assembly. NCBI's taxonomy places the organism in Eukaryota, Viridiplantae, Streptophyta, Magnoliopsida, Asterales, Asteraceae.